UCCAUGCAUCAGGCCACUUGCCUUAUGCAAAGUCUGCACAUAUUUAUGCCCAAGAAAUGACCAAAAUAACUGAAAAACUCUCUGAAAAAGAAUUAGAUCUUUUCAUCAACAAGGGAUAUUUUACUGUGAAAAGAACAACAAGAUACUGGUCAGGAACAUGGACAGACAUGUGCAUAGAGCAAUGUCUGAUGAGGCCAAUGAAAUCUGUAGGAGGACUCACUCAUGGAAGGGGAAUGAAUGAAAGUACUGUGAAUAAAUGGAUUCUUGGGACACCAUACUUCAUAAAGAUUAAUGAAGCAUUAGAGGAGUUCUUAGACAUUUCUAUUACCUACAGUGAACAACAUGUUGAGCUGAGAAAGUCAAGAAAACUCAGAGACCAAGCUGAUAUUGAUAAGUUCACCACAUGGUUCAGACAACACAAUCCAUUAAAUAAGGAAUCUGGAGAGCUAGUUUCAUUAUCAUCUGGUUUCAUCAGUGAUGAGUCAGUCAACUGUGACCAAGCCUAUGACAUAGGUUGUGCUGCUAUGAAGACAAUGAUAGCUCUCAAAAAUUGAAAUUGUAUCUUGAAUAUGAACUGUCUUCACAUCCACCAUCUCUCUUCGACAAUGUUU
Nilaparvata lugens (brown planthopper) is the source of this 611-nucleotide messenger RNA. RefSeq lists its product as uncharacterized. NCBI's taxonomy places the organism in Eukaryota, Metazoa, Arthropoda, Insecta, Hemiptera, Delphacidae. Bases 57 to 554 code for a protein of 165 amino acids. The record is from RefSeq and is a predicted model, not a curated record. The transcript is spliced from 2 exons.